GGUGAGGCAGAAAGCCGUGGGCGGAAAGAUAAUUCAGGUUGUUGAAGACCCUAGGGAACUUUCACUCUUCACUUGAAAGGAAAUAACAUUGAAAGUUAAAGUCAAAGAAUUUCCUUUUCCAUAGAUUAGAUGGCGUCAGUGAAUGACUCUCGCCUUCAGCAGCAGCCUGCCCAGAAGGAUGCGGCUGACCAGAACUUUGACUACAUGUUCAAGCUGCUGAUCAUUGGCAACAGCAGUGUGGGGAAGACCAGCUUCCUGUUCCGCUAUGCUGAUGACUCCUUCACCUCAGCCUUUGUCUCCACCGUGGGCAUAGACUUCAAGGUCAAGACCGUCUUCCGCAAUGAGAAAAGGAUAAAGCUACAGAUAUGGGACACAGCGGGGCAGGAGCGCUACCGUACCAUCACCACAGCCUACUACAGAGGAGCCAUGGGCUUCCUGCUCAUGUAUGACAUCACCAACCAGGACUCCUUCAACGCAGUUCAGGACUGGGCAACUCAGAUUAAGACAUACUCUUGGGACAACGCACAGGUGAUCCUGGUGGGAAACAAGUGUGAACUGGAGGAUGAGAGGCUAGUCCCCACAGAGGAAGGCCAGAGACUGGCCGAAGAUCUUGGGUUCCAGUUCUUCGAGGCCAGUGCCAAGGACAACAUCAACGUGAAGCAGGUGUUUGAGCGGCUGGUAGACGUCAUCUGUGAGAAGAUGAACGAGAGCAUGGGUGGAGAUGCCAACCUGUUGUCCAAUCACAGGAGCACCAGUCUACAGGACUCACCUCCAGAGAACCAUGGGGGCUGUGGCUGCUAAAUCCUGCCUCACAGCCCCACAACAAACCCCAUCACAGUGCGUGAAGUAUAGAGGGUACACCUCUCAAACUACACCCCAAUCUCACACCCCCUAACACAGCCACUACAGUGAAAACCAUAAAGCAGCCAGCUGAGAACCAUCGAUCCCCUCCCCUCGGUCCAUCCAGCGUUAUCCCACAUAUCCCCUGCUCUAGUUUCUGUAUUCCAUGAAAAGGCCCCAUCUCUCUUGUGUAUUGUGGCCUUCACCCCUGGUCAUUAUUUUAGGUCAUUGUUGUGUUCAGAGUUUAAUUAAUGAAAAUAUAAUAGUUUAAGACUCAAACAGAGCAGAAGGUGCUUUUGUUUUGGAUGCCCCCUGGCUGGUGCUCUGCUUCGAAUAUAUUCAUUGGACUAGACUUCUCAGAAUCCAAAACCGGACAGAAAACAGCACAGCAAAACCUGAAAAAAAAUCCACAUUUUUGCAUAUCCUUGAUCAAAAUCUAGAUGUAACUGUUAUUAAUGAAAUCAAAUGACAUCAUCCAGACAAUCACAAAACUGAGUUAUUCUGCUGCUUUGGCCUUUUGCUUCCUUAUUUACCUGACCUCCAUGCUUUACUCUGUGACACUGAAGAUGCCAUUUUGCCAUGUCCUCAGAAUAAUUGUGCACUACUAUUCUUGAGACUUUCUUAACCACUACUGCUUAUGGGAAAGAGAAGGUGAAAAGUAUGAGAUUCUGUUCCAAACAAUGUUAGCGCAAUGUUGUGCUCUAGGAUGUUUGUCUGGGAGGAAGUCGUAUAACACUAGUGACACUGAUGCGCAUCACGUGACCUGCUCUGGCAUAUCCCCGCUCACCCCUCCGUGCCUCCCUUCCUACUCAUUGUUUUUACACUUUCCAACCCGAUUGCACAAGGCUUCAACAGUGUCCUGUAAUCUGGAUGUGCCAGUGUAAACUGCCUGCAUUACUUGCAUGAUGUUACUGUACUGUUCUUACAUCUAAGCUACUGUCUAUGAAGUAGCCUAAUUAAAGCGUGGUGAUUGGCCAAGCAUGACACCCAUGCUAAUUCAUUUUCCAAAUCAUAUGCUUAAACAGAAAGACAAAUGGUGCACCUAAAGCAUGUACAGUGCAUUCCAUUGUACUGCUUGGAUGGCUUCAGUAGAAAAAAAUAUGCAUUUCUCCAACUGGACUGGAGAGACAUGCAUCUCCCCGUUCUCCGGCCCUCUGUUACUCACAGACACUGCAAUUUACCUAUCACUAGCCCCACACUGUUCACUGGCCAUCAGUUAGGGUCAGGCACGGCAAAGCACUGCUAAAGCUGAGGGGUUGGGUCAAAGCCCGCCAAAAGUAUUCAUGAGCGCCUACUCUCUCCCAUUGCUUAUCACAAAGACACUUAUCCACCUGGAUGCACAGCUGAUGCUGACUCGCUGUUUGAUAUUAGCUGGCUGAUUUGUAUCAAGUGAUUUCCCCUGUUCAUCUCCUACCACGAGCAAGUUGUCUUGUUGUGGUGUGAAACACUUUACUGGAGACUUAACCGUUAACCUUUUAUAGCUGUGUAAAAACACUAUACCCCACAUUACAUCUGCAUUAUGCCCAAGUUGUAAAGCUUUCUCCUGGGUGGUGUUUGUCAGUGUAUUUAAAUAGUGUUUUUCUUUCUGCUGCUGAAGGUAACUGGAUUGAAAGUGGUGAGGUUUUACUGAAAGUCCUGAGGAGGACUUCUCUAAAUGCACUGAUACCCAAGUUUAUUUAAAUACUUCAAUGUCAGUUGAUUAAAAGGACCCAUAACAUAUUUUUUGAUAAUUAUGUUCAUCUGAAGUUGUAAGUGAAAGUCAUUUUAUCCUUUUAUUUUUUUUCGGUGGAAUUGGUUAGUUUUUGUGUAGUCUGGCAUUCCAUAGGUUAUAUAGGUUUGUUAUACUAUUAAGGGGAAACUAUACUGUUGUCUUAAUGUAUAUUUGUUUUGUUCCUAUUUAAGGCGCUGUUUGAUGGAAAAUCUUAUUA
Molecule: messenger RNA, 2768 nt
Organism: Salvelinus namaycush (lake trout)
Lineage: Eukaryota; Metazoa; Chordata; Actinopteri; Salmoniformes; Salmonidae
Product: ras-related protein Rab-3D-like
Exons: 5
Coding region: 130-801 (223 amino acids)
Biological process (GO): protein secretion; protein localization to plasma membrane; regulation of exocytosis
Cellular component (GO): plasma membrane; endosome; synaptic vesicle
Molecular function (GO): GTP binding; GTPase activity
Source: RefSeq, a predicted model, not a curated record